This is a messenger RNA of Habropoda laboriosa, 1893 nucleotides long. RefSeq lists its product as uncharacterized. Lineage: Eukaryota; Metazoa; Arthropoda; Insecta; Hymenoptera; Apidae. Gene Ontology annotation, molecular function: phosphatidylserine binding; calcium ion binding; calcium-dependent phospholipid binding. Gene Ontology annotation, biological process: synaptic vesicle endocytosis; cellular response to calcium ion; regulation of dopamine secretion. The coding region runs from base 508 to 1743 and encodes 411 amino acids. The transcript is spliced from 6 exons. The record is from RefSeq and is a predicted model, not a curated record. Gene Ontology annotation, cellular component: synaptic vesicle membrane; axon; dense core granule.
AGAAAAUUUUCUCACGCCAAAUACACAAACUUUACGUACUAUUGAUUCAAAACAAUUGCAGUGACGGUGACGUCGCUAUAAUUCGAACCGGCCUCACGAUGCGCACCAGAGGACUCGCGGAGAUCACGAUCGAGCCGCGUGGCAACGUGGUGCAUGUCCAGUGAAAGAAGAGCGACGCAAUCCUUCGACCAGCUCUUUACGUGUUUACGUUCGCCUAACAGCCAGUGGUCAUGGAGACGGUGGUCUGACUCGUUCGCCGAGGAUAUUUACCCGUGGACGCACCCAAGUGAACGUUCCUCGAAGAGAAGCCGGCCGCAGUGUGUUGUCUCUCCUCUUCCACGACGCAGCAGCCGGUCAGAAAUCGCCGCUAUUAUGUAAUUACCAAAUCGGAGCGUCGUCGAUGAUUUAUCGUUCGAUCACAGACGAUCGAUAUAUAUAUAUAUCUAUAUAAGAAGAGGAAUUUUUACGAUAGUUGGAUAAAUAAUUGGAAAUCGCGCGUGGAGGAGAAUGGCGCUGGCGAAGAUCAAGAAUUUCAUCGACACCGGCCUGAAAAGCGUGUCCACGCCGUUGGAUCGCACGGUGAAUCUGGAACCGGAAGUGGGCAUUAGGAUCGUUCAUUCGAUGAACGAGAAGGCGCUGCACGUGACCGUACUCGGUGCUCGCCACUUGCCGCAGAAUUUUGGCUUCACUCGCGUCAACAGCUACGUCGUCAAGGUGAAGCUGAUACCGGGAAAGGAGAAGUUCGAGACGACGUCGAAGAACGAGUCGUGGCCGCUGUGGAACGAGGAUUUCACGUUUCAUCUUCGAAAAGAGACGAAACAGAAGUUCGGCAAGACGAAGGUGAUCGAGGAGGAGAUCAACGGGUCCAGAUUCAUCGUAGCCACGUUGUACGCGAUCCUCGAGGACAAACCGUUGAUAGCGACUGAUAAGAAAGAGGCGGAGAAAGAGAAGACCGCGUUGUCUCCGACUAAAGAAUUAGCGAAGAAAGCGAACAAGAAGAAAGACGGUCAAGGAGCUUCUUCGGAAAAUCAGGAACCGACGAAGAACAAGUUAUUCAGUCAGUUCUUCGGCAAAGGAACGGACAAAGUCACGGAAACCUCGGUCACCGAGAGGAAAUUGUACGAGAAGAGACGAACGGUUGGUGCAACGACAAUUUCUCUCGAUCCGAAGAAUUUCACCUCGAAACCGGCGAAACCAAAGCACCCUAGCGAUGUAUGGACAGGUGAUCUGUGGAGGCCACUGCGGCCGAUCUCUAGCGGCAUUUUGGGAGCCGACGAAAAGAAGGAGAACAGGAAAGGGCAGGUGGAGUUGUCACUGUGCCAAGAGAAGAGCGACAAAAACGAGGAGGGAAGUGAAAAACUCGUACUGUCUCUGCAUCGUCUGAGAUGCUCGUUGCAGACGAUGCACGAGCACGAGACCUUGAAAGGGCAGAUGUACAUCAAGAUGUCCGUGGUGGACAACGGAAGGGUGACACAUUUCUGGAAGAGCGACCGUUUCGCUCCGUGCGUGUCGAUGAAAUUCGCGCCGGAUCUAGCAGCGGUCGUCGCGGAUAAUCCUUAUCAGGGUGCAUUGAAGGACGUCAGCUUCGUUAUUAAAUUCGUUUCGAAAAAUAAAAUGGGAAAGAAAACGACCGUGGGCCAUUUUGUGAUCGGACCAGACGUAGGAGGAUCCUAUGGGGAACAGUGGAAGCAGGCUCUGGCAAAACCAGGACAGCAGAUAACGAAAUGGCAGUCGUUCGAAUGAGAACGAGAGACGCGAUAGAUCGAUAAACUUUUACGCGGUUUUCCAACCAACGUAAACCUACUUUCGAUACUAUGAAUAUUUGAGCGCACGGUCGAUAGCGCGAGCCGUUCCAAAGAAUACUUAGGCGAACAUCCUCGAAUGCAACAAGAG